GUAAGCUUCGAGGAGGAAAACGUAAUUAUGUCUUGUGAAUCCGCGCUAGAACGAAUAUGGGGGGGGGAGAGACGCCAUGGCGUUGUUUACAUCCCGGGGCCCAGUAGCAGGUCCCAGCCUCUUCCUUCUCGGGUGAUUUCUAGAGUAAAUAAUUGAGAGAAGACUACAAGUGUGUCCCAUCCCUGAAUUGGGAGUUCCCUGCUUUGUGCUUUAAGUCAGGCCAACAGGUUGAGACUCAAGCUGUUUUGGUCAGGACUUGAGGAUGUUGACCAGAGUCCGCUAAUAUCCUUCAAUAUUUAGUGUUACAGACACCUGCUCCAAGUGAUACGCCAUGACAGAAGUGUUCCGGUUCGGCCUCGUGCCCAUCGCUUGUCGUGCCCGGAAUGAGGACCGCAGCCGUGAGUACCGACCUAUAUGAAGUUAAAUAGCACUUGCCUGGCAGAAGUGGCAUUGAGUCUCAACAACAAUGAAGUGAAUAUAUAUGGCAGAGCUGCAUCAGAGUGGAAGCUUCAGGAAACACUCCAGGGUCAUGAUCUGCGUGUCACAGGCAUUGACUGGGCUCCCAGCACCAAUCGCAUUGUUACAUGUGGAGCAAACGAAUAUACAUCCCAGCCGGGGGGGGAGAGACGCCAUGGCAUUGUUUACAUCCCGGGGCCCAGUAGCAGGUCCCAGCCUCUUCCUUCUCGGGUGAUUUCUAGAGUAAAUAAUUGAGAGAAGACUACAAGUGUGUCCCAUCCCUGAAUUGGAAGUUCCCUGCUUUGUGCUUUGUUACACAUGUAUAUAUA
Messenger RNA from Homarus americanus (American lobster), 785 nucleotides. RefSeq names its product actin-related protein 2/3 complex subunit 1A-like. The coding region runs from base 415 to 711 and encodes 98 amino acids. Gene Ontology annotation, biological process: Arp2/3 complex-mediated actin nucleation. Gene Ontology annotation, cellular component: Arp2/3 protein complex; actin cytoskeleton. NCBI's taxonomy places the organism in Eukaryota, Metazoa, Arthropoda, Malacostraca, Decapoda, Nephropidae. The record is from RefSeq and is a predicted model, not a curated record. Gene Ontology annotation, molecular function: actin filament binding. The transcript has 6 exons.